GUCAGCGCCAGAAGAAUAGGAUCCUGGUGCUUACUCCGUCAAAGACUGGCUGGAGAUACGGAGCCGGGGAUGAUCAGGAGCCUGAAUAAAACAGUGUCUGUGACCUUGGGAAACCCGGUGAGCGUUAGCUAGAGCUGCAGUUCGACGCGUAGGUUUCCCUUUAAUCCUUCCGGCUUCCCCAAGGCCCGCAAACUGAGGUUCCGCUCCGGCAGGCUGGUCCGGGAUGUGUCUCGGCGCUCCGCCGGAGGUGGCGGCAUUCACAAAAUCUUUGUGAGGAAAGACAAGCAAGUCCAGUAACUCCAUUUUACAGAGCGGGACCAGAUUUUCAGAAAGGGUUGCCUUCAGCUGGCCAGAUGUGGACAUUACAGACUGGUGAUUUUGGAUGCCUGAGGCAGGAAUCCUGGCAUGAGAAUUGGACAUGAUCACUCAGUUGGAGGGAGAACAACUAUGGAUGCUGGAUCUUCAAGGAACUGAAGAGGGGAGUGCCCCAAAAUGCCUUUCUAGAUAGGGAGAUUUGAACAGAAACCAAAGCAUCAACACCAAUCAGCCUAUUUCCGAAGAACUAGAAUUUUCAGGGUCAGCAAUGGAAAGUCUCAGAGAGAAUACUGCCCAGGGUCCUACGAAUGAAGAAGUCUAUAAAACAAAGUGCCGAUUAUCAAGGCACACAAAAAAUUCUGCACAGAAGAAAUCCUCGUUUGAGAAAACAGCUAUCAGAAAAGUGUCAGUGACUCUCAAGAAAGUUUCCACUGGGGAGGGACAUUCUGAAUCCAGGGAAUUUAGUCUGAGCUCAAACCUUGAUAUACAACAGAAAAUUCCAAAGGGAGAUAGAUCUCACACAUUUAGGAAAAACUCCAAAGAUAAUUCAGACUUAAUUAAACACCAGAAACUCUUCCCACAAAAGAAAUCUUGUAAAUGUAAUGAAUGUGGGAAAGCCUUUAGUUAUCAGUCAGACCUUAUUGUACACAGUAGAAUUCAUGGUGGAGAAAAGCCUUUUGAAUGUAAUGAUUGUGGGAAAACUUUUAGCCGAAGUACACACUAUAUUGAACAUCAAAGAACCCACACUGGAGAGAAACCUUAUGAAUGCAGUGAAUGUGGAAAAGCUUUUGGCCGUAGUACACAUCUUAGUCUACAUCAGAGAAUCCAUACUGGAGAAAAACCAUAUGAAUGUAGUGAAUGUGGAAAAGCCUUUAGCCGAAGCACUAACCUUAGCCAACAUCAGCGAACUCAUACUCAAGAAAAACCUUACAAAUGUAAUGAGUGUGGGAAAGCCUUCAGUGACCGUUCAUCCAUAAUUCAGCAUCAAAGAAUACACACUGGAGAGAAUCCCUAUGAAUGCAGUGAAUGUGGAAAAGCUUUCAGUUGGAUCUCAUCUCUUGUAGAACAUCAGAGAACACAUACUGGGGAGAACCCAUAUAUGUGCAGUGACUGUGGGAAAGUGUUCAGUCGAAGCUCAUCCCUUAUUGAACAUCAGAGAAUCCACACUGGAGAAAAGCCCCAUGAGUGCACAGUGUGUGGAAAGGGUUUCACUCGGACCUCAUCCCUUAUUAUUCACCAGAGAACUCAUACCGGAGAGAAGCCUUACAAAUGUAAUAACUGUGGGAAAGCCUUCAGUCAGAGUUCAACUCUCAUCAGACACCAGCAACUUCACACUAAAGAGUAAUACUCAAGCUUUUAAAAAUUAAUCUUAGCACAAGAGCACAUAUGCAUAAGCUACUACAGCUCAAAUGAAAAAUAUAUACAUUUGAAUUUUCUUGCUAGCUAUAAGCCAGUUUCAAACUUUUCUUCCUUUCCUCCCUUCCUCCCAUCUCUCCCUCCCUCCUAUCCUUCCCUGCCUCCCAUCUCUCCCUCCCUCUCUCCCUCCUUUCUUCCUUCCACUAAAUACUCAAAUGAGUGACCAGUGCAUCAGGACACAAUUUUUAAAACCUAGCAUAUUCAAUCUAAGAUUCUGGAGGGCUCCAACCUUAAGAGUAUAUAGCUACCUGGAAGGAACCUUGUAGUUCCUAUCUUGUCUCUUACAUGGGGUUCCCUAUAUAACCUCUUUUACCCAACCAUCUCAGCCCCUUCACUUAAAGAGGAAAUAUUAUGUGUGUGUGUGUGCUACUGGCCCCAGUAGCAGAAGAGAGGGAGCUAGCUUCAGAGCAGGACUAAAAAUUUCCCACCAGUUUGGGGAUGGUAGUGUUGAGGCAAGGUCAGUCUCUGGACUUGUAAGGACAGAUUUUUCUCUUCCCUCCCUAACUUUUUUUGCUGUAACAUAUUUUCUUCAAAACAUAACUCACAGUCCUUCUAAUAUGCCUAACUAAUCCUUGUAUUAGUUUAUCACAUCUUUACCAAGAGUGUCCUAAAAAUGUUAGAGAUGUUUAAUUCCUCCAUUAUCUUGAAAAAAAAAUUGCUUCCAAUUACUGCCCUAUUUUAUUAACCUUUCUUUUGUUUACAGACUUAAUGAAACUUAUACCCUCUUGCUUUGACUGUCAUCAGCCUUGUAAAGGUGAUCUCUCAAGGACAAACCUAGUAUCUCAGUUGUCUUUCUGCUUGACAUCUGCAGAUUUGGCACCGUUGGCCACUCAUGCCUUAAAACUUGCGCUUCUUCUGGAAUCCAUGAUUCUGUGCUAAUUCAUACUUUUCUGAAUAACAAUGAUCAGCUCUGUGAUUUUUGGACAAGAGUUGGGCCAGAAUAAUAUCAUUUUAUCAGGUAUAAUAUUUGCGGUUAUUCAACUAAACUGUAAGCUACUGUAAGGCAGAAAUCUUGUUGUAGAGUCGUAAAAAACAUCACAGAGUGCCGAGUAGACCCUAAAUGCCCUAUUCUUAGUGUUUCUUCAUUCCUCUUUUAUCCCCUGCUAGCCUUUGUUUGAAAUGUCCUAAAAAUUGAUUCCUUUCUCUCCGUUCCUACUGCCACUGCCAAGUCCUCAGUAUUUGGUCCUAGAUUACUACAGUAAAUGCAUCAUUGCUAUCUUCAUCUCCCAUCUUUUAUCUAGUUGCCUGACUAAACUACCACUUUGUUAAAAAAUAGUCCAUAGUUGCCCAGUAUGCUGUAGAAAAAGUUCAAACCUCUUUGAAUCAAGGCCUUCUACUGUGGGAUCUAUUUACCUUUAUUUUUCAUCACUUUGCUCGUCCCUAUUGCACUUGUCUCACAUUUGGCCUCUUUUGAAACUGUUCCAUCACACCCAUUUACUGUCCUACUUGCUCCUUUGUACCUCCAGAAAUCCUAGUCACCCCCCCCCCCCGCCUUUUUUAAAGCCCUACUCAAGUCUUGCCUCUUCUGUGAUACUUUCAGUUCCUCACCUUAGAAACCCUUUGUAGUGAUGGUUUGCAUUAUUCUCCUUCAUUAGACAUUUUCUUAUUCUGUUCUCUGGUUCUUUCACAGGCAUUUUUUUUUUUUCCAUAAGCUAUUUUGAAGUUAGAAAUUGUUGUAAAUCUCUUGUAAGCCUCAUAUAUAGUAUAAUGCAGACAUGGAUUCUGGUUUCAAUCUCAACCGGGAGGUUUUAAUUUGUGCAAUCUCUUCUGUCUUUUGAAUGGAGAAAUAACCUCAUAAAUAUUUUUAGUCCUUUUGUCCUCCUUGAAUUAUGUAUAUUACUAACUUGGGACUGACUUUCCUUUAGAAUUCCUGGGAUGCUGGCUGCUUGGCUUUCCACUUCAUAAGAUUGUUAUAAGGAUUAAGUGAGUUUAUUUAUGUAAA
This is a messenger RNA of Choloepus didactylus (southern two-toed sloth), 3673 nucleotides long. It is a transcript of the gene ZNF391, whose product is annotated as zinc finger protein 391. The coding region runs from base 584 to 1660 and encodes 358 amino acids. NCBI's taxonomy places the organism in Eukaryota, Metazoa, Chordata, Mammalia, Pilosa, Megalonychidae. The record is from RefSeq and is a predicted model, not a curated record. The transcript is spliced from 5 exons. Gene Ontology annotation, biological process: regulation of immune system process; negative regulation of transcription by RNA polymerase II; regulation of cytokine production.